AUGUCCCCCUGCUUGGUAGCACUGUUCCCCCUGCUCCUUGCAUAUGGGAAGACCUUGUGCUGUUUCAUCCUUGAUAGGGGCCACUCCCACUAUCAUCUGGGUGGUGGAUCACCCCCUCCUUCCUAUCAUCCAUCCUCUUUGUCCAGUUCAUCAUUGUGUAAGGCCCCUACCUCAUCAGGUGGCAGCCCCUUCCUUGCUCAACACCUGUGGGUCCAGCUAAACCAUGGAAGGUGGUGUAUAACAGCUGCAGUCCAGUACCUCCUCUCAUUUGUAGGUGAUAACCUUAUUGUGGUCCAGAUCAUGACAAAGACCAUCAAGCAACAGCACUACAAACACUUGUACUGUAAUGGGGAGUUAUACCCUAUAUCAAACCCAAUUAAAGUGCUAUAUGGAUGUGCCACAUAG
This is a messenger RNA of Ustilago hordei, 405 nucleotides long. RefSeq lists its product as uncharacterized. The record is from RefSeq and is a predicted model, not a curated record. The transcript has a single exon. Lineage: Eukaryota; Fungi; Basidiomycota; Ustilaginomycetes; Ustilaginales; Ustilaginaceae. The coding region runs from base 1 to 405 and encodes 134 amino acids.